AUGAAAGAGACAGUAUGGGUGAAAAGGGAGAACCCGAUGCAGGGCUCCACGCGCGUCCCAUCCAGGAACUCCCUCGAAAUCGCCUACUCGGACGUCCAUUACUGGGUCCGCGAUCACAAUGGAAGUACGUCAAAUUCUGAAAAGUCGGUUGAUGAGGCUUCCGCGGAAGGCGAACAUGUUUGA
Darwinula stevensoni is the source of this 183-nucleotide messenger RNA. Lineage: Eukaryota; Metazoa; Arthropoda; Ostracoda; Podocopida; Darwinulidae. The record is from the annotation of a GenBank genome assembly.